Messenger RNA from Babesia bovis T2Bo, 2462 nucleotides. RefSeq lists its product as uncharacterized. Lineage: Eukaryota; Apicomplexa; Aconoidasida; Piroplasmida; Babesiidae. The transcript has 5 exons. The record is from RefSeq and is a predicted model, not a curated record. Bases 26 to 2437 code for a protein of 803 amino acids.
UGUGAUAAUGUUAUAAAAUGGUAAAAUGACAUUGACAGAUAUUGUAAUCGAGAUUAAAGACUUAUUGGGACUGACAGAUGUCGAGGUUCCCGAGGAAACUGAUAUCCUCAGAGGGGGGCAAACAUUGCUUCGACCAUUACACCAACUGAUUAUCGGUUUAUGUUUGGCAAGUCAUUUUAAUAACCAUAGAUAUUUUAUCAAUGGGAUGGAUGAUAUAAAGCUUGAAAAUGAAAAGUUGAGGGUUAUAAUAGAAUCUCUCAACGGUGAAACGCAAUGCCAUAUCCACGAUGCUCUAAACAUAUUAACAUAUUCGACUCUCGAACAGCUAGAAUAUCCUCGUAUAUCUAAAAUUACAUUAGACGAAAUACAAGAACCCCGUGAGCUGUUUUUAGCAUUCCUUUUCUUGAUAUCAAAGCAGCAAUGGUUCGAUAGAUUGGAAAAAAGAUGCCCAAUACAAUGGAAAUUUACAAACUGUAUUAUUAACUCAAUUGUUCAAGAAUUGAAUGAUUUAAAUCGACAAAAAUAUGCUGAGAUGAUUGAUAAUGAUGCUUUGCUAGAGCAGCUCCAAUCCUUAUGGGACAAUCAAAAUAUUGGUUAUGAUGAUAAGAUUUCUUUUGAUACGCCAUCAGCAUCGAAUGCUACACUGAGACAAAGGAAAUUCGCAUGUGGUAUGUCAUAUCUACAUAGCAAAAGCCUUACUCCAAUCGUGCUCAAAGAAACCAAACAACAUGUUCCGUGUGAUACGAUGGAUAAUGAAUUGUCUAAUUUUAGUGCAAAGGUGUCUAAAUGUAUGUCUUCUAUACGUAAUGCAAAAUCACAGCAAACAUGGAGGCAUCCUUUGCAGAACAAGGGCUCAUGCAUAGAAGCAAAGGAUUGUGCAGCACAUAAGAAUUCAUUAUUAGAUGAUAUAUCAAAAAUUAUAUCUCAUACUGCUAAAGAUCUAAAAGCAAAGGCAGAAUUGUUUUGUAGAUCAAAAGAUGCUGAAACAUUCGAUUCUGAACUCCUUAGGAUUAUAAUUGGGCAAAGCCAAGAUCAGAAUAUAUUCAACCAUCUCAUGGAUGACAUAGAGCAAGUAGUUUUAAAUGUAGAUCUGCAAGAAAAAGGCAAAGUGGCGAAUAUGGUGCAACAUAAUCGAAAAUCAGCAGCAAAUAGAAAAGGAGUGCUUAAUGUUGAUUGCAAUAACUCUAAUAGUCAAAUAAAUGUUGUACUAACCGAAAUUGGUCAACUUAGCAACUUUAUUGUUCAAAUGCAAUCUAGAUUGAAACGUUUAGCACAGAGCGUAGAACAGGGGGAUAUAGAAAGGCUGAAAAGUUUCACACGUCUAUCAGAAAAUCAAAAGGAUUAUGAUAAGCAAGCUCAUAAAAAACUGUAUGAGCAAGUUAAAACAAGUCAUUCAAGCAACAUCCAUACACUGGGUAAACCUACCCCUGCCGAAUGGGUUUUGAUUUGUCGAAAAGAGUCAUUUGAGAGGCAUUUAUCACUGCUUAGAAUGAUCAAGAAAUCCUUGGAAAAUGAAAUUAAAAGGACAUAUUUAUUUGAAUCGGGAUUGAAAAUGGUGCAAAUGUUUAAUCCUGAUUCUACGGCUAGAACUCCCACAAGCAACGUCCACAGUGCACGAGGGAGUAUCGCAUUGGUUAUUGUUCCUAAGAAAAUUAAGGAAAAUGUAAAUAUGCUAAAAAGUUUUAUCGUAGAGGGCAUAGCCACAGACAAUUUUGUCGAAGAAGAAGAACUAAAAGAUAAUAGUGCAAAACGAUGCGCAAUGGAUUUUUUAAGACAGACGAAUUCAAAUUUUUCGAAGUAUCGCAGUUCAUUGACAGCAAGCAAAAGUAAAAAAAGUUUUCAUAGCUUUCUAAGCAGUAUAUUGAAUCAAGCUGAGUUAGAGAAGGGUUUCUCUAAGGUGAACAAUAACAAAACGAAGAGCGUAAUCAAAAAUAUGCUACACUUGUUUGAUGAAGCAGAUAAAUACGAUCCCAAUAUAUAUUUUGCCAGUCUUUCGGCUUGGAUUCAACUGGAAGAACCACCUGUAAUUCCGGUAAAUGUGAUGGGAAGUCCAUCUCAUGCUAAACGAAAUGGGCCUAUUCCAUUGGAUAUAGAUGAAUUGGAACUGUUUGAUUAUAUACAAAUGAGUAAUUUAGUGAAUGAAGGUGAAAUUAGAGAAGCACCACCACAUGUACCUCAAACAAAUAUUGGGAUUUCUCCAGUUGCUAAUGAUGGAAUAUUUGACUUUGCUUACUAUUUUAAAUUAGCACAAAUAGAAUGUUCAUUUCGUCAAUCGAAAGAAAUAAUGAAAAUGGAACCUACUUUUAUGGCCCUGGAACAGCAAAUAAAGGAACAUGAUAAUAGUCUGGCUAAGUUAGAAUCGGCAUUAUUUGCAAAGGGUGAAGAACACCGCAAAAACAUUGGCAAUCAGUUGUCAAAUAUUGCCUUUAUAGAAUAAGAUAUUUGUCGUCUCAACUCCAUUU